AUGAGUAGCAACGUAAGCAAGAUUUGUAGUAUAGUGGAUGAAUCUGUAACCAAGGUUGGUUUCUUUGGGGGACUUAUAAAGGCAUUUAAAAAACAAAGGCACGUCGAUGUAUGGCUCAAAGCAGGAGACGACACCGAUGCAAUCCCCGCCCACAAACUUAUUUUGGCAGCAAGAUCGAAGGUGUUUAGUAACAUAUUGGAAACUGAUGAUUGCAAAGCUUCGUCGAAAGAGACAAUCACUCUUUCAGAGAUGACAAAGGGUGAGCUAGAGACGUUUCUUGAGUUCAUGUACAAUGGUUCGCUUCCGGAAACAAAACUGGUGCAGCACGUCCAUAGUCUCUACCUAGCUGCAGACAAAUACGGGAUUCCAUACCUCCAAGAUCUCUGCAGAAACCAGCUCAUCGACUCCAUGAACACAUCAAAUGCAUUUGUUCUCCUCGAGAUUGCAAAGAUUCACUCAGACGAGAUCCUCCAAGAUUCUAUCUCUGAGUUUAUCACAAGACACAUGGAAGAGAUUGCGUUCUCGAGUAAGUUCAUGUCGUUUGUGGAAAGUUAUCCGGCUCUUACUGUCCAAAUGAUAAGGGGUCAUGUGAAUAAAGUCAAGCGCCAAAUCGAUUGA
Molecule: messenger RNA, 618 nt
Organism: Eutrema salsugineum
Lineage: Eukaryota; Viridiplantae; Streptophyta; Magnoliopsida; Brassicales; Brassicaceae
Product: putative BTB/POZ domain-containing protein At2g40440
Exons: 2
Coding region: 1-618 (205 amino acids)
Molecular function (GO): protein binding
Source: RefSeq, a predicted model, not a curated record